CGUGAAAGGGUUGCUUUCGAGGGUAAACACGGAAGUAGUGCAAUUACGCACUACCUUUGCUAUGGAGUAAUAUAUAUUUGGAAGGGAGAUUGUCUUGCGUCACCUGCUUGUUAGGGAUGGCAGGAGGAUAUGGUGUAAUGGCUGAUGAUGAUACUAUUGAUUACUCUGUACACGAAGCAUGGAAUGAAGCUACCAAUGUCUAUUUGAUCGUGAUUCUGGUCAGCUUUGGACUCUUCAUGUAUGCUAGAAAGAAUAAAAGAAAAAUCAUGAGAAUUUUCACUGUGCCUCCAGCAGUUGGGGCUUCUUCAGAGCCAAUCUUCUAUGAUGAUAUGAAAACUGUUCGCUUACGUCAGCAGCUGGAAAUGUACUAUAUAUCUCGUAAACAUGAACAGCAGGAUCAAACUGAUAGUGUCCAGUUAACCGUGGAGUGAGACCAGCUGACCAGUUACUAUGCGCAAGCUUCAGUGGGAAACGUAGGAACCAUAAAAUAACUCCAACCCUAUCAUUGGACAUAACAUCCUGUCAUCAAGAUUUAGCUCUUCUUGCACAGAGAAUUGUUUUUGUUUUUAUUAGAACAUAAUAAUUUAAAUCAAAUGCCUCCCAAGUUGACCCCUUCUAAGGUAUAAUGUAUUCAAAGUUCCUCACAAACAAAUAUCCACAACCGAGGUCAAAUCAGUCUACUCUGUCUUUGGAUUUUAUUCGAUGUCUGGAAAAAAAAAGCAGAAAUGGCAGCAUUUAUUUUUAGCAAGUCAACCUGUGGCUCCUGUAAUGUUUAUAAAGAAAUUGCUCAUACUCAUAAUAUCAGGUAGGCUUUUAAUGUAUAUGAAUGAAGGUGUGUUUGCAACAAUUCAGAAGCAGCAUUGGCAGGAAGAAACAGGUUCUAGGAAGGAUUGUGUUUUUUUUUUUUUUAAAGAUUUUCAAUAGAAAAUUGCAUUAGUAACAUAAUUACUAAUGUUGAUCAUUUCUAUAAAGAAAUAAAUAAACAUAUUUUCUCUUUA
Messenger RNA from Bombina bombina (fire-bellied toad), 998 nucleotides. RefSeq names its product small integral membrane protein 19 (gene SMIM19). The transcript has 4 exons. Lineage: Eukaryota; Metazoa; Chordata; Amphibia; Anura; Bombinatoridae. Bases 117 to 431 code for a protein of 104 amino acids. The record is from RefSeq and is a predicted model, not a curated record.